AAAGCGAAAGAGGGAAGAAAGAGCGAGGCCAUGGCCGGCGGCAGCGGCGGCGGAUCCCGGAGGGGCGUCGGCAUGGAACCCCUCGGGGAGCGCUGAGCCCCCCCCGCCCGGCCCGAGACCACCGCCCAUGGAUCGGCUGCUGCUGCUCUGCGCUGCUCUCGCCCUAUUUCUGCCCUACAGCGCCUCGGACAGAGCAGUGCGAUGUGGCCGUCCCAAGGACGUGGCCAAUGCGAUCAUCGACGCGAGCGACACGGAGCUGCUCCACACCAGCCUGCGUUACAGCUGCAAGCUGGGCUACAAACGCAAAGCUGGCACCUCCACCCUCAUCCAGUGCGUCCUCGAUCAUGGCAAGCCUGUCUGGACGUCCACUGAGCUACAGUGCAUCCGGGACCCGGCUCUACCUCUGCAAACCCCAAGCCCUGAGCUCCCAACAGUGAAGACAAGCCAAAGAGGAACCAGCACCACUUCAGCAGCAGUGCCUGUGCCAUCACCAGAGACACCUGUGCCACCUGCAGUGCUUGAACCACCAGAGAUGCCUACACCAGGAGAGGGGACAGCCCUGGGGAUAACCCCACUGCCCACCAUCCCUACAGACCAUGCUGCAGUUUCCACCCAAACUGUGGCCUCUUCCAUUGGGGUCUCAAUUCUGCUUGUUGUUGGUGUUGUGGGAUUCUGUUACUGGAGAAUGAAAAUGCACACGCAGCAGAACUACAUGGUGGCGAUGACGGCCAUCCCCAUGGUGGCUCCCAAUACCACAGCAGAGAAUGAUGAGAUGUCGUCGCCUGGUGACAUCCCCAUGGGCUGAGCACCCAGCACUGAGCACGUUGGUGUACCUACCAGACCAGCUAGCCAGGGGGAUGCUCGAAACUCAGUGCUUCCCCAAGUAGCAGUGGCAUGAGGCAUGUCCUCACGUCCCCAGCUGGCCUUUGCAGGGAGCAUUUUUGCUCCAGGGACAUGUAGCUGCUCUUCUCAGCCUGAACAAGUGGAUGAGAUCACUCCGGUGCCAAGAGCCAUUCAGUCAUGAACAACAACCACAGCAAAGGGCUUCAGCUCCAUCACCAGUUCAGAGGUCAUCUCCUCGUCCACACUUAGGGAUCUUCAGGGGGCAAUUUCAGCACAGAUGCCAGCUGCUCGCAGGGGACUGCACAUGGAAAUGAUUUGCUACAAACACUGCUAAAGCCUGAAGACAAGGACAUGGCAAUGAUAUCUGUUGUUAUCCACUAAACCCCCCCUUGCUACAGAACUGGUGGUUUUGUACUGAUGUUUUAUAUAUAAAGGGUAUAUGUUGUAAUGUAAAAAUACACACAGAGCGGCUGAUUCUUUAGCUGGGUGUCUUGCCAGCCACAACGAUGGGGAGGACGGUGGGAAUGCUGGGACAGACAGGAGCUGGUUUGGAGUGAAAUGCAUCCCUGUAACAGCCAGGGCUUGCUGGUGGUCUUCCAGGUAGGACUGAACCAGAGGAAAGGAGACAUUCCAUGACUAGAGCUCCUCACUGAUGGGUAUUGUGGACACCAAAAAAAUCUGCAUGGGUAGAAGUUGGCUUUGAACAACAAGGAUGGGUGGCUCGUGGUUGAAUACAGAGCUGCAGCUGCAGCAACCCACUGCAAACUCUAAAUGAGCACUGCCAUCCUCUAGAGGCAAAGGGUGAAGGCAAGGUGACGUUCAUCAUCACCCAUCUGGCUCAGGUGGAAGGCAAAAAGGGCUUCAUCAGCCAACUGGAAAACCAACCCAUGUGUUCCUUCCUCACUUCUCUUGUCCUAGUGAUGUCCAUGAGAU
Meleagris gallopavo (turkey) is the source of this 1776-nucleotide messenger RNA. RefSeq lists its product as uncharacterized. Gene Ontology annotation, biological process: interleukin-15-mediated signaling pathway. NCBI's taxonomy places the organism in Eukaryota, Metazoa, Chordata, Aves, Galliformes, Phasianidae. Gene Ontology annotation, molecular function: interleukin-15 receptor activity. The record is from RefSeq and is a predicted model, not a curated record.